AGCAAAUCACUCGGUUUGAAUUAAUUCAAGUUAACCAGAUCAAAACCGAAACCGGUUUAAUUAUACUACAUCGUUUCGUUCUGAUUUAGGGUUUAUGUGAGUUUUAACUUUGCUUGAGAUAUUCCACUCUCUGCCAACAACGACGACUCGAGUACUCGACUCGGGGCCAAAGAUUCUCAAAGCUUUCGAGCUCAAAUCAACAGCUAACAUGGUUGCAGGCGGCAAAGAAUCUUCCUUAAUGAUGAAGAAGAACAAGAGAAGCCAUAAGAGAAAACGAGAGGAGGAUUUCGAACGCAUAGAUUCACUUCCGUGGAGCUCUUCUAUACCUAUCGGAGAAGACGACGAAGGCGAAACCUUCUCCACUCUGUUUUCAGGUUCAGGCCAGCUCGACGGAGGUUUUCUUUCACUUGAGGAGAUUGAUGAAGCUGAUUACCAUCUAGCUCUUCCUACGAUUGAAAAUGGAAUAACAGAGACAAAACAAGCUCAAGAAGACGAUGAUGAUACCAGCGAGACUGUUGAUGAGAUAAUUGAAGGUGGAGAAGAAGAAGAUGGAGAAGAAGGUGGAGAAGAAAUGGAAGACGAGGAUGACUCGGAGAGUCGUAAGAUAAGAGAGAAGAAAACUAAGAAGAAUAAGGAGAAGAAAAAGGAGAAGAAGAAGAAGAAACAAAAGAAGAUUAAGGAGGCUGAAAAGGAUCAGGAGACUUCUGCUGUUAGCUGUGAUGAAGAUUACAAAGUAGAGGAGCAAGUUGAGGGAGAAGAGAUUCCUCCGGAAUUUAGUGCAUGGAGUUUGAUGAGACUCCAUCCACUACUCAUGAAGUCAAUAUACCACCUUGGAUUCAAGCAGCCGACAGAAAUUCAGAAGGCUUGUUUUUCCAUUGCAGCAUAUCAGGGAAAGGAUGUUAUUGGUGCUGCGGAGACAGGAUCUGGAAAGACUCUUGCUUUUGGGUUGCCCAUACUGCAACGCCUCUUAGACGAACGGGAAAAGGUUGGUAAAUUGUAUGCAUUGAAGGGAGAAAAAGCACAGAAAUAUGCUGCAGAUGGCUAUUUACGAGCUCUAAUCAUCACUCCAACUAGGGAACUUGCUCUUCAGGUGACGGAUCAUCUUAAGAAUGCUGCCGAGAAUCUCAAUGUCAAGGUCGUUCCUAUUGUUGGUGGGAUGUCAUCAGCGAAGCAGGAAAGACUUUUGAAAGGGAAACCUGAAAUAGUUGUUGGAACUCCAGGAAGGUUGUGGGAACUUAUGUCCGCUGGAGAAAAGCAUCUUGUAGAGCUGCAUUCCUUAUCGUUCUUUGUGUUGGACGAGGCUGAUCGCAUGGUUGAAAGUGGUCAUUUCAGGGAGCUGCAGUCUAUAAUUGACUUGCUUCCAGUGACAGAUAGACCAAAUGAAGGGAAAAUGCAAACUGUGCAGAGUAGUGACACAGUUUCCAAUGCCCCGAAGAAGAAAAGACAAACUUUUGUUUUCUCAGCUACCAUAGCGCUGUCUUCGGAUUUCCGUAAAAAGCUAAAGCGUGGCUCCUCGAAGUCAAAGCAAUCAUCAUCUGGUGAAGUGAAUUCUAUUGAGGUUUUAUCUGAACGAGCUGGAAUGAGAGAUAGUGUUGCCAUCAUUGAUCUGACAACUGCAUCUAUUUUGGCACCAAAGAUUGAAGAAUCUUUUAUUAAGUGCGAAGAGGAGGAAAAAGAUGCUUACUUGUAUUAUAUUUUGAGCGUCCAUGGACAAGGGCGUACAAUUGUUUUCUGUACAUCAGUGGCAGCUUUGCGGCAUAUCUGUGCGCUUUUAAAGAUUCUUGGACUCGAUGUUUGCAAACUCUUCUCAGAUAUGAAGCAGCGAGCUCGGUUGAAGGCAAUCGACCGUUUCCGAGCAAGCGAAAAUGGCAUACUCAUAGCAACAGAUGUUGCAGCAAGGGGUAUUGAUAUUAAGAAUGUCCGAACUAUUAUUCACUACCAACUUCCACAUUCGGCAGAAGUAUAUGUACAUAGAAGUGGGAGGACUGCUAGAGCAUUCGCAGAUGGAUGCAGUAUAGCUUUGAUUGCUCCAAGUGAUUCGUCCAAGUUUUACACGUUAUGCAAGUCAUUCUCUAAGGAAACCGUAAAGAUAUUCCCUUUGGAUAGCUCUUAUAUGCCAGCUGUGAGGAAGCGAUUGUCUCUAGCACGUCAAAUAGACCAGAUUGAGCGGAAAGGCUCGCGGGAGAAAGCAGACAGGACCUGGCUUGAAAAGCAUGCUGAAUCGAUGGAACUCGAAUUGGACGAUGACGAAAGUGAAGAGGAAAGAGUGGACAAUGUCAGGCAGAGAAAAGCGACCUCAGCACAACUUAAUAAGCUGCAGGAGGAACUUAGCUCGCUCUUAUCACGUCCGAUGCAGCCCAAGAAAUUUUCAGGCCGUUACUUUGCUGGGGCUGGUGUGUCGACUCUUAUGCAGAAUCAGUUUACAGAGUUAACGAAACAAAAACAACUACAAAUGCAAACUGGUGGAGAUAAAAAGAGAAGAAAACUUGUUGUCAUUAACCAGAACUGCAUCGAACCUCUUCAAGCCCUUCGUGCUGGUGGUAACGAGAUGAUGAAAAUGAAAGGUCAGAGUGCAGACAAGAGGCGCGAUAUAGCGAGCUUGAGGAAGAAGAGAAAGGAAGAGAAGAUAGGUCGGCGUGAUCAGCGAAGGGACCAGAAGAAAAAGAGAAAACUAAUGGCUUCUUCUUAAGUAUGCCUUUUUCCAAAUUUUCUUUAUCUGAUCAGAUUUUUGACCUUAUUAUAUGAGUUAUAAACCAUAAAUGUAAACUUGUGCAUGUCACUCAUUUUUAUCUUUAAAGAACGGUUCAAUCUCCCAACUCUUUGAUCAACUUGCUCAUGUCACUAUAAUAAUCUAGUUUAGGAGAU
Messenger RNA from Arabidopsis arenosa, 2865 nucleotides. The record is from the annotation of a GenBank genome assembly. Lineage: Eukaryota; Viridiplantae; Streptophyta; Magnoliopsida; Brassicales; Brassicaceae.